This is a messenger RNA of Gossypium arboreum, 751 nucleotides long. Its product is annotated as dirigent protein 2-like. Lineage: Eukaryota; Viridiplantae; Streptophyta; Magnoliopsida; Malvales; Malvaceae. The record is from RefSeq and is a predicted model, not a curated record. The coding region runs from base 42 to 632 and encodes 196 amino acids. The transcript has a single exon.
UUGAAUUUCAACUCUUGAACUAUCAUCUAUGUGCUAAUAUCAUGGCUUCCUCAAUGCUCAAAACCCAUAGCUUCAUCUUUUUCCUUAUUCUCUUCUUCAUCAAUGUCAUCGCCAAUCGUUGGUCAGAUUAUGAGGUUUUCGGCAAGUACAUAUCUAUAUCAUCAUUGGGUCUCAAGCGAGAAAGGUUAUCUCACCUUCACUUCUACUUCCACGAUGUAGUCUCCGGUAAAAAUGCCACUGCAAUCCGUGUCACAGCUGAAGCACCCUUGACCAACCGUUCCUCACCAUUCAUCUUCGGAGAUGUAUAUGUUGUCGAUGACCCUUUGAUGAUCGAGCCCGAUAUCAACUCAAAAAUCGUGGGAAAAGCACAAGGAUCUUAUGUGGUCGCGUCGCAAGGGGAAUUAAGCUUGUUAAUGGUACUCAACUUUGCUUUCACGGAAGGUAAAUACAAUGGUAGCACUCUUAGUGUUUUGGGGCGUAAUGAGGUUCUUUCCACAGUGAGAGAGAUGCCGAUUGUUGGUGGGAACGGUGUUUUCCGAUUCGCUCGAGGUUAUGCUCAAGUAAGGACUCAUUCAAUCACUCAAAUCCAUGCUAUUGUGGAGUAUAAUGUUUUUGUAGUCCAUUAUUGUUGAUGGUUAGCUUAAUUUCUCACAUAUUUUAUUGCCUACAUUUAGGGUUGAAUUUACUAUUGUUCAUCACAUGAUUAUUUUGUUGUUCAUAUAAUUUUCCUUCACUAUUGAUAAUGGAUCUA